Molecule: messenger RNA, 420 nt
Organism: Didymodactylos carnosus
Lineage: Eukaryota; Metazoa; Rotifera; Eurotatoria; Philodinida; Philodinidae
Source: the annotation of a GenBank genome assembly
AUGAUUUUUUAUCUCAUUGAUCUUUCGUUAGUUAAUGCUUGGCUAUUGUAUCGUCGCUAUUGUACACAACUUCGAGUUCCAGAAAAAAAGAUAAUGUCCUUGUUAACAAUUCGUGUUAAUACAGCUGAAGCUUUGUUGAAAUCUAGUCCGCUGUCACCAGUAUCAGCUCAUCGUGGUCGUCCAUCAUUGCAAUCAAUUGAUAAAAAUAAUCCUCCAUCACAACCAACAGUUGCACCAAAUCCGGCUCCAACAACAAGUGUUCGGUUUGAUAAAUAUGAUCAUUGGCCUGUUGCAGUAGAAAAAGGUCGUUGUCGAAAUCCUGGCUGUAUGGGCUAUUCAAGAAUAUCAUGCUCAAAAUGUAAACUGUGUCGAUGUUUGAACAAGUACAAUAAUUUGUUUAAAGCCUAUCAUCAUCAUUAA